AUGAAUGUGCGCCUGUCGAAGCUUCACGAUAAGUUUAUGCGGCAUGAACUAGUUCAAAAUCCCGAUUUCGAGAAGUUUAUUACGGAGGAAUCGAUUUCUGGCGAUCAGUGGACUUUGCGUCUGUCUUAUACUGAUCAAAAUCACGCGCGUAUAGAAGACCAUUUUGACAUUCAAGUGAUCGAUCACCAUUCCCUCCCUCAUGUGACAUGCAGUCUGACACGGUUCAUGCACCGUGGUGGCCUUCGAAAGGACACGAGGGAGGCAUUAUUCAAGCCAGGGAAAUGGCUUGGUCCAGAGCUAGUUGUCAACCCGAUUCAACAUCAGAGCAAAUCACCACGGCCUUCGUCGACCAGAAGCCUUGAACAUCCCCCUCUGACGACCGUUUUAACGACACAAGACUCACGAGAAGACUCACGAGUAGCUACACGCUCACCAUCUACCCUUACACAAUCCAAGCUCACCUGUAAACCGAACCACCGGACCACGCCGGCUUCCAUCGGGAGCAGCAAAAAUAACAAAAAAGAAAACAGCGUGGAGUACAGCAUUCUAACUAUUGUCAAAGCAUUCGUUAAGGUCAUCCAGAUUCUUGUGAUACGAAGAUGUUUCCGCAGGACUAUUGAAAAGAACCCUUCUUGCCAGAGUGUGUCGCUCCUAAAUACGUGGGAGAAAUUGCAAAAUCAAAACGUUCCAGUAGACGAUGUUUACUCCAAGACGAGUUCUCAUAUUAAGAAUCUUGAAAUCGGCGUAGGCUGUACCAAAAAUGUGGCUACCUACAUUGCUGGUGUGAGGGACUUGUAUGGUUUGGACAAGACGGACAAUCCGCCACCCAAGCUACUGGGGAAGAAACCAUUCCGCUACUCAACCCGUGAGGGCGUAGAUCUUGUCUGCCUGCAGCACGAAAAGGAUAUGUAUGACCAACUCCAACCCCUCCAGGGAGACGGCAUUUGGGUGCAUUUCAUGUUCCUUAGUUGGGCUGGACAACCAAUUCUUGACUGUGUUGACCCGGCGAUGAAAGCAGGUAUUGCCACCGCUGUUUCCAUGGCCUACAGAGCAGUGCACAAGUUGCGCGUUCUUCACCAUGACGCACAGCCCCGUAAUAUCCUAUACAAUACGACUAGUCGUGGGUUUAUGGUUGUGGAUUUUGAACGCGCAGAGUUCCGCUGUCGCCGGCCGUUGGCCUCAAUUGAGCCGAACCUGAAUCGGAAGAGAAAGCGUAGGGCAGUACAGAAACAAAAGAAGGACGACUUUGCGAGAGAGCUGGAGUCUGCCGUGGCAAAUGCAUUAAGUUGUGUCGCGAACUUACCCUUUUGA
Messenger RNA from Metarhizium acridum CQMa 102, 1311 nucleotides. The record is from RefSeq and is a predicted model, not a curated record. NCBI's taxonomy places the organism in Eukaryota, Fungi, Ascomycota, Sordariomycetes, Hypocreales, Clavicipitaceae.